GCAGACAACCUCCCUCAUUCACAUCAGAAAUGGCAAAGAUUCCAUUUUGGAAAGUCAAUCUCUUUUUGUAUAGAUAUAAAAUAGCAAAAGUACGGUUCGGAGUCUUUUCUUUCUUAUUUGAAAUCCAAAUCGAAAUGCCUCAACUUGAUAAAUUAACUUAUUUCUCACAAUUUUUCUGGUUAUGUCUUCUCCUCUUUACUUUUUAUAUUCUCUUAUUUAAUAAUAAUAAUGGAAUACUUGGAAUUAGUAGAAUUCUCAAACUACGGAACCAACUGCUUUCGCGCCGGGGGGGCGAGAUCCAGAGCAAGGACCCUAAGAAUCUGGAAGAUAUCUCGAGAAAAGGUUUUAGCACCGGUCUCUCAUAUAUGUACUCCAGUUUAUCCGAAGUAUCCCAAUGGUGUAAGACCGUCGACUAUUUGGGAAAAAGGAGGAAAAUCACUCUGAUCUCUGAUUUCGGAGAAAUAAGUGGCUCACGAGGAAUGGAGAGACAGAUUCUCUAUUUGAUCUCGAAGUCCUCAUAUAACAUUUCUUCCAGUCGGAUCACUUGUUGGAAAAACAUAAUGCUCACACAUGUUCCACACGGGCAAGGAAGCAUAGUAUUAUGAUGAAAAUGAAUGGAAUACUCGGCAGAAUAGGAAUAUUCC
Triticum dicoccoides is the source of this 644-nucleotide messenger RNA. Its product is annotated as putative ATP synthase protein YMF19. NCBI's taxonomy places the organism in Eukaryota, Viridiplantae, Streptophyta, Magnoliopsida, Poales, Poaceae. The record is from RefSeq and is a predicted model, not a curated record. The transcript has a single exon. The coding region runs from base 30 to 605 and encodes 191 amino acids. Gene Ontology annotation, cellular component: membrane; mitochondrion.